AUGGAUCUGAGAAUCAUAGCAGAUGGCACCCUCUUCUGGCCAUCUGCUGCAGAAAAUUUAACAACUCCAUUCUGGCCUAGGCUCCAGCAUCUCAACGUUAUGUUUCACCCUUCUACACCUACUGGAUCUAGUUAUCUUGAAGAAGUACCUCACUACGAGGGGUUUGAUGAACCUAUCCACUCCAUUAUCCCCAGGGGGCCUAUCAAGUGGUCUUCUAGCAUCAAUAAUUCACUUAAGAUGUACCACCCAGCCCCUGUGGAAGAGGCAAUGGAGCCGUUUCUUCCAGCCUUUGGCCGAGCAUUAGGCGCCAUGCCUUCGAUGCAGUCAGCAAACGUUGAAACCUGGGCAACAUGCUCACCAAGACACCACUGGUUUCUUGAUACUGCUGUUCCCAAUUUGCCCCCUCAUAAGGCACCAAUGAGAAGAUGUGUUAAGUGUCACAGAUGGGGUGUAACAUAUUUGAAUAGGCCUUCAAAGAAGCCUUACUUAGAAUGGCAAGUAGGUGAUUAG
Messenger RNA from Trichophyton rubrum CBS 118892, 510 nucleotides. RefSeq lists its product as uncharacterized. NCBI's taxonomy places the organism in Eukaryota, Fungi, Ascomycota, Eurotiomycetes, Onygenales, Arthrodermataceae. The transcript has a single exon. The record is from RefSeq and is a predicted model, not a curated record. Bases 1 to 510 code for a protein of 169 amino acids.